Molecule: messenger RNA, 3531 nt
Organism: Culex pipiens pallens (northern house mosquito)
Lineage: Eukaryota; Metazoa; Arthropoda; Insecta; Diptera; Culicidae
Gene: arm
Product: armadillo segment polarity protein
Exons: 7
Coding region: 273-2777 (834 amino acids)
Biological process (GO): positive regulation of transcription by RNA polymerase II; cell adhesion
Cellular component (GO): catenin complex; adherens junction
Molecular function (GO): alpha-catenin binding; transcription coactivator activity; protein phosphatase binding
Source: RefSeq, a predicted model, not a curated record
GUGUGUGUAUUAUUUUCGCCUUGGACGUUCGAGGAAGCCCCUCUUGAUUUGGUUGACUGUGCCGUUCCAAAGCGAUUAAUCAUAGCAAAACAUUGCUCCGGGUGUCCAGUUGAUAAAUAAGUGCGGUUUGGUGAAGAAUUGAGGCAACAUGAGUUCCAAUUGGUGAAGUGACGGGGUCCAAUUUCUUGGAAAGUUAAAUUAGUCGAGAGUAAUUCAAGUGAAGAGAGAGGAAAAUUUAAAGGUGUGGAUUACUUCGCCCGUGAAUACCAACCAUGAGCUACCAAAUGCCGCAAAAUCGAACAAUGUCCCACAACCCGUACAACCCGUCGCCGGAUAUGCCGAUGCCGUCGGCGAAGGAGCAAACGCUGAUGUGGCAACAGAACUCGUACAUCGGUGACUCCGGCAUCCACUCGGGUGCGGUCACGCAGGUGCCCUCGCUCAGUGGCAAGGGCGACGACGACAUGGAGGACGACCCGCUCAUGUUCGACAUGGACCAGGGCUUCUCGCAGAACUUUACCCAGGACCAGGUGGACGACAUGAACCAGCAGCUGAGUACGACGCGCUCGCAGCGAGUCCGCGCGGCCAUGUUCCCGGAGACGCUGGAGGAGGGCAUUGAGAUUCCGUCGACGCAGUUUGAUCCGCAGCAGCCGACGGCGGUCCAGCGCUUGUCGGAGCCGUCGCAGAUGUUGAAGCAUGCCGUGGUUAAUCUGAUCAACUACCAGGACGAUGCGGACUUGGCCACGCGUGCCAUUCCCGAGCUCAUCAAGCUGCUGAACGACGAGGACCAGGUUGUGGUGUCGCAGGCUGCCAUGAUGGUCCAUCAGUUGUCCAAGAAGGAGGCGUCCCGUCAUGCCAUCAUGAACAGUCCCCAGAUGGUGGCCGCCCUCGUGCGAGCUCUCUCGCAGAGCAACGACCUCGAGACGACCAAGGGCGCCGUCGGAACGUUGCACAACUUGUCGCACCAUCGUCAAGGUCUGCUUGCCAUCUUCAAAUCCGGUGGCAUCCCGGCCCUGGUCAAGCUGCUCUCGUCCCCGGUUGAGUCGGUCCUGUUCUACGCGAUCACCACACUUCACAAUCUGCUGCUGCACCAGGACGGUUCCAAAAUGGCCGUCCGCCUAGCCGGAGGUCUCCAGAAGAUGGUGGCCCUACUCCAGCGUAACAACGUCAAAUUCUUGGCCAUCGUCACGGACUGCCUGCAGAUCCUAGCUUACGGCAACCAGGAAAGCAAACUGAUCAUCCUUGCCUCAACCGGACCGAGCGAGCUCGUCCGCAUCAUGCGUUCGUACGACUACGAGAAGCUCCUCUGGACCACGUCCCGCGUCCUCAAAGUCCUCUCCGUUUGCUCCAGCAACAAGCCGGCCAUCGUCGAAGCCGGAGGCAUGCAAGCACUAGCAAUGCACCUGGGAAAUCCCUCCCAGCGUCUCGUCCAAAACUGCCUCUGGACGCUGCGCAAUCUGUCCGACGCGGCCACCAAGGUCGACGGUCUCGAGACCCUCCUGUCCGGCCUGGUCACCGUGCUCGGCUCGUCCGACGUCAACGUGGUGACCUGCGCCGCCGGCAUCCUCUCCAACCUGACGUGCAACAACCAGCGCAACAAGGUCACCGUCUGUCAGGUCGGUGGCGUUGAAGCCCUCGUCGGAACCAUCAUCAACGCCGGGGAUCGUGAGGAGAUCACCGAGCCGGCUGUGUGCGCCCUGCGUCACCUGACGUCGCGUCACCCCGAGUCCGAGCAGGCGCAGAACAUCGUGCGCAAUGGGUAUGGGCUGCCAGUGAUUGUGAAGCUGUUGAAUCCGCCGUCGCGUUGGCCGUUGAUCAAGGCCGUUAUCGGGUUGAUUCGUAACUUGGCGCUGUGUCCGUCGAAUGCGGCACCGUUGAGGGAGAAUGGGGCGAUCCACCUGCUGGUGAGGUUGCUGUUUAAGGCGUUCCAGGAUACGCAGAGGCAACGCUCCUCGGUCGCAACCAACGGUUCCCAACCACCAGGGGCCUACGCCGACGGCGUCCGCAUGGAGGAGAUCGUCGAGGGCACGGUCGGCGCCCUCCACAUCCUCUCCAAGGAGGAACUGAACCGGCAGCUCAUCCGCCAGCAGAACGUGAUUCCGAUCUUUGUCCAGCUGCUGUUCUACAACGACAUUGAAAACAUUCAGCGCGUGGCCGCCGGCGUCCUGUGCGAGCUGGCCGUCGACAAGGAGGUGGCGGAGAUGAUCGAGGCCGAGGGCGCCACCGCACCGCUCACCGAGCUGCUCAACUCGGCCAACGAGGGCGUCGCCACGUACGCCGCCGCCGUCCUGUUCAAGAUGAGCGAGGACAAAUCGAUGGACUACAAGAAGCGCUUCUCCAGCGAGCUGACGACGCUGCCCGUGUUCCGCGACGACAGCAUGUGGAACAACGGCGAGCUCGGCAUGGGGCCGGAUCUGCAGGACAUCCUCUCGCCCGACCAGGCCUACGAGGGCCUCUACGGACAGGGACCGCCGAGUGUCCACAGCUCGCACGGUGGCCGCGCAUUCCAGCAAGGCUACGACACGCUGCCGAUAGACUCGAUGCAGGGCCUGGAGAUUGGCGGCGGUGGCAGCGGUGGCCAGAACGGUGGUCCCCAGCAGCAGAACGGGGGCGGCCCGGUUGGCCCACCACCCUCGGGGCAGCCCACCUCGCCGUACGCCAUGGACAUGGACGUCGGCGAGAUGGACGCGUCGGAGCUGACCUUCGACCAUCUGGACGUGAUGCCGUCGCCGCCGCAGGACAACAACCAGGUCGCGGCCUGGUACGACACCGACCUGUAAGGAAGUGGAGUGGAGCAGCAGUUUUAUUACUCUGAUUUUUUUUUUUAAAUUUACUUCUUAUAACACAUUUUAAAAACACACGAAAAGUGCUUCCAACAUCGAUUGACAUUGGAUUUCAGUUUAAUAUUGUUUUUCUUUAUUCUGUUUUUUCGAGUUCUUUCUUUCUAAUAUGUGAUACCAAUUGGCAACUAACUCUCAAACUUCUUUUAUCGCUUUUGCGUGCAGCAGCUCUUAAUCGAAUCAAUGUUUGUUGGAAGUUUGCUCUUAAAACAAAAAAAAAAACUUUAUUUUUAGCCAUUAAGUAUGAUUUACAUAACUACUUUAUGUAUUUUAACUACAAAAAAAAAACACAGAAAGAGAAAUCGAAAUCAAAUAAAAAAAAUAUCGAAAAGUUUAUUUAGUUUAAAACACAAUCGCAUAUAUCAAAAAUUCCUUUAUUUAUACAACAAAGAAGAACAAGAACAAAAGAAACGAUGUUUGCUACUGGCAUUUUAAACGACCGCGCGACGACGAUGACAAAUGACGACGCAAAGAAAGUAUAUUUAAAAAUCUAAACACAGCAGAAAACAAAAAAAAAUAGUAUAAAUGUUAUCAUGAUGCAGAACAAAGAAAAAACAAAAGUUUCCCAUUUUUAACAUAAAGUGGGACGAAACUUGAUCGAAACAUUAGUAGAAAGAACAAACAAAACAAAAAAUCAUAUGAAUAACAAUUCCAUUACGAAAACAAUUAACUAUUGCACGAACACACAAACACA